AUGUCAAACCCCUACGAUUCGCAGACGACUCAGCUCAUCUCUGCGUAUACAUCCGCACAACAUACGUGCUGGCUUCAGAUUGCGUCCGUAGCCCUACUGGCGUACGAGUAUGUCAUCACUUUCGACCAAGAAGUCGCGCUGUUCUGGAAGCCGAAGAUUACCGGCGCCACCGUCCUCUUCCUGGGCACACGAUACACGGCGCUGCUGAGCUACGACUUCAUGCUCACGGCGACCUUUUCGCCGCUACCCGACCAGUUCGUCAUCAAUUUUUGUCAAUAUCCUCUCUGGGCCGCAUUCUCGGCCCUUCGGGCACUGGCGAUGAGCGGGAUGAACUGGCCACUGGCUCUGUCGGUGUUCGUCUUGGCUCUCGCGCCGUUCCUCGUGAAUAUUUGGCCGGUGGCCCUCGACAAGACGGGCGGGAUGAACAUACCUAUCCUCGGCUGCGGUGGCUUUGAGAAUUUGACCACCCGCCAGAGUCUCAUCUUUCCCAGCGACGCAGUCAUGUCGCGCUCGUGCCUGAUAUUGGCAGACGUGCUGGUUAUUCUCGUGACAUGGCGGUCGCUUGGGAGGACGAGCCGCGCCGGCGGAGGUGUGGGCCCAACGCUAGCGCACACGCUCAUGCACAACGGCAUGAUUUACUUCGUAGUCGUCGUUGUGUGCAACACGCUCCAUCUUAUCCUGACUCUCCUCUCCAUCACGACCCCGCUCCAACAGACCAGCCAGGUGACGGCGCUCACGGAUCCCAUCACCACAAUCCUCAUCUGCCGCUUCUUCCUCGCCUUGCAGCGUGCAAACCAGACCGCGCUCGGCCGGGAUACGCUGCGCUCCACGCACUCGCUCGGGGAUCACGACACGGGCGGGGACACAGGCCUGCGCUUCGCGUCGGUCGUUAUUGGCUCGAUCGGCGAGUCGCUCACUGAGACGGAUCCGGAGCUCGACCUCGUUGACUCCGCGGACGACAUGGGGGAGCUGGGCGAGAAGGACUCGGCUUCGUCCGCCGACGGCGGGUCCCUGCCCAAGGGAUAUGGGGAAUGA
Molecule: messenger RNA, 1035 nt
Organism: Trametes versicolor FP-101664 SS1
Lineage: Eukaryota; Fungi; Basidiomycota; Agaricomycetes; Polyporales; Polyporaceae
Exons: 12
Coding region: 1-1035 (344 amino acids)
Source: RefSeq, a predicted model, not a curated record